AUGUCCGCCGCGCUGCUCCAGGGCGACCUGGACGACGGCCAGCCGCGCUGGAAGCAUGCCGGCGCCCUUCACCAGGUGCUCGCCAUCUUCCAGACCGCCUACCCGCUGUUCAUGCUCGUCUUCUUCCUGGCCGCCUUCACCAUCCGCAGCAUAGCCGCCAGCAACUCCAACGCCAACAUCGCCACACCCACCACCACCGGGCCUGGAGGCAAGCCGCUGCCCGCAACCGAUCCCACCCGCAACUUCGUCAAGAAGGUCGUCCUCGACGACGUCACCCAGACGCAGAAGCGCGUCUUCGAGUGGAUCUCGCUGGCCGCCGCCCUGACCUUCUUCGGCAACUCGGUCCUGGUCAUCUCGCAGGCACUGGCCAAGCAGAGCGAGCACUGGUGGUGCGGAAAGCCCGUCGUGAUCUAUCUUGUAGGCUCCUUCUUCGUCUACAGCCUGUUCCUCAUCUCCCUGCUCGACUCGAAACCCUCGCCGACCGCCGCCCAUCUGUCCACAUGGCUCGUCGCCCUGGUCCUGGAGAUCGUCCUCGUGGCCUGCUCGCUCGCCAUCUACACACACGCCCACCACGAGCCCACCGCCGGCCACCCCGAGCACCCGAAGCACCCCAAGCUGCACUUCUACAUGACCGAGUGGGAGGCUGCCGAGGUGGCCGUUGACCUGCUGCGCAUCGUGCUGCUGUUCGCUCUCGUUGGCUUUUACCUCGUCUUCGUCGUGCUGCCCCACGCCAGGCGGGCCCAAGAGGCGGGAAGCUCGGACGAGACCACCUCUCUUCUGGGCAACGGCGCCGACCGCGCAGAGAACGGCCACGCGACCGCGAACGGAGCCAACGGAGCCAACGGAGCCAACGGAGCCAACGGAGCCAACGGAGCCAACGGAGCCAAUGGCGACACGUCCUACGGCUCAGUACACCCCGUGGGUGGCAAGCACCAGCACACCGAGGGCGCACCACCAGCCUGGAGCAGACCCACAGGCGCACCCACCCGCAGCUGGUGGGAGUACGUCAAGGGCUACCACGUCUUUUUCCCCUACCUGUGGCCAUCCAAGGACCGCCGCCUACAGCUCAUGGUCGUGGCGUGCUUCAUGCUUGUCAUGGCACAGCGCGUCAUCAACUUGCUUGUCCCUGACCAGCUCGGUCAAAUCGUUGACCGACUCGAGCACAGGGUCCCAGGCAGCCCAUGGACCGCCAUCUGUCUGUUCAUUGCUUUCCGCUUUCUGCAGGGAACCAAUGGUAUCCUCGGUGCAGCACGAUCGGCCUUGUGGAUCCCCGUUUCGCAGUACUCGUACCGCGAACUCUCGGUUGCCGCAUUUGAGCACGUGCACAGUCUUAGUUUGGAUUUCCACCUCGGCAAGAAGACGGGCGAGGUGCUCUCGGCGCUUGGAAAGGGAAGCUCCAUCAACACUUUCCUCGAGCAGGUGACCUUCUCCGUAGUACCCAUGCUGAUGGAUUUGGGCGCUGCCAUUGGCUACUUCCUGGUCAAGUACGAUGCAUACUAUGCGCUAGUGAUUGCCAUCGUGACGUUCUGGUACAUCUAUCUGACUAUUCGGAUGGCCCAGUGGCGCGCGGAGAUUCGUCGUGAAAUGGUCAACGCUGACCGUGAGGAGGAUGCUGUCAAGAACGACUCCAUGGUCUCUUACGAAACCGUCAAGUACUUCAACGCCGAAGCGUACGAGUUCAACCGGUACCGCGAAGCUGUCAAGAAAUAUCAAGACGCUGAAUGGAAGGUCCUGCUGUCGUUGAACAUCAUGAAUAUCACGCAAAACAUAGUAUUCAUGCUUGGCCUGCUGAUAACAUGUUUCAUUGCAGCCUAUCAGGUUACCACGGGCGUGCUGACGGGCGGAAAGUUUGUCACGCUGGUCGUGUUCAUGGCCCAGCUCCAGAGCCCGCUCAACUUCUUCGGCACCUUUUACAGGAUGAUCCAGUCUGCAAUGAUCAAUUCUGAGCGCAUGCUCGAGCUCUUCAAGGAACGGGCAACAGUCGUCGAUAAGGAGAGCGCCACCGAAAUGCACUCUUGCGAGGGCGACUUGAGGUUCGCUGAUGUACACUUCUCGUAUGACAACCGCAAAGCUGCCUUGACGGGCCUCGACUUCCACUGCGCUCCAGGCACUACAACGGCGUUUGUCGGAGAAUCGGGUGGUGGCAAAUCCACCAUUUUCCGCCUUCUCUACCGCUUCUACAACAGCGAAUCUGGAGGCAUACAGGUUGACGGCAACGACGUGAAGGACCUCACCAUCGACUCGGUGCGCCGCCACAUUGGUGUUGUUCCUCAGGAUACUGUCCUUUUCAACGAGACACUGAUGUACAACCUCAAGUACGCCAAUCCCGAUGCGACCGAUGAGCAGGUCUACGAAGCUUGCAGGGCCGCUAGUAUCCACGACAAGAUCCUCACCUUCCCAGACAAAUACAACACCAAGGUUGGAGAACGCGGACUUCGUCUAUCUGGCGGAGAGAAGCAGCGUGUUGCCAUCGCCCGCACCAUCCUGAAGAAUCCCAGGAUCAUCAUGCUUGACGAGGCCACCGCUGCCCUGGACACAGAGACCGAGCAACACAUCCAAGAAGCUUUCGCAACCCUGGCGCACGGACGCACUAUGCUUGUCAUCGCCCAUCGCCUUAGCACUAUCACCCACGCCGACCAGAUUCUUGUCCUGAACAAGGGCAAGGUACAAGAGCGAGGAACCCACGAGGAGCUUCUCGAAAGGAACGGUCACUACGCCGCAAUGUGGAAGAAGCAGAUCCGCGCACAGCGAGCGGCUGAGCAGGCGAAGGUGCUCAAGGAGAAGGCCGACCGUCUCCGUCGACAGUCGAAGGACGCAUCCAUCGACAACGACGGCAGCAGUAGCCACUCCAACUCUUCAGAUGACGAGAAGGCCAAGAAGCUCCGCAACAACCAACAGUCUGGGUCAUAUCGCGACGAAGCCCCCUCGAAACCACGUGGACACCCCUAG
Ascochyta rabiei is the source of this 2949-nucleotide messenger RNA. RefSeq names its product ATP-binding cassette-type vacuolar membrane transporter Hmt1. Bases 1 to 2949 code for a protein of 982 amino acids. Gene Ontology annotation, molecular function: ABC-type transporter activity; ATP hydrolysis activity; ATP binding. Lineage: Eukaryota; Fungi; Ascomycota; Dothideomycetes; Pleosporales; Didymellaceae. The record is from RefSeq and is a predicted model, not a curated record. The transcript has 3 exons. Gene Ontology annotation, biological process: transmembrane transport. Gene Ontology annotation, cellular component: membrane.